AUGGCGGACGAGGAAGAUCACGAUUUCGAGACCGGUGAUGCCGGUGCGGCGCACACCUACCCGCAGCAGGCCGGCGAGGUGCGUAAGGGUUCCCACCUGAUGAUCAAGGGUCGUCCCUGCAAGUGCGUCGAGGUCUCUACCUCCAAGACCGGAAAGCACGGGCAUGCAAAGGCCCACAUCGUGGCCAUUGAUAUUUUCACAGGCAAGAAGAUGGAAGACCUUUGCCCUGUCUCUCACAACUUGGAAGUGCCGUUCGUGAAGCGCACCGAGUACCAGGUCCUGAACGCCGAUGGGGAUACAG
Molecule: messenger RNA, 301 nt
Organism: Symbiodinium necroappetens
Lineage: Eukaryota; Dinophyceae; Suessiales; Symbiodiniaceae
Source: the annotation of a GenBank genome assembly